This is a messenger RNA of Radiomyces spectabilis, 1436 nucleotides long. Its product is annotated as glutaryl-CoA dehydrogenase. Gene Ontology annotation, molecular function: flavin adenine dinucleotide binding; fatty-acyl-CoA binding; glutaryl-CoA dehydrogenase activity. Gene Ontology annotation, biological process: fatty-acyl-CoA biosynthetic process; fatty acid beta-oxidation using acyl-CoA dehydrogenase. Gene Ontology annotation, cellular component: mitochondrial inner membrane. The record is from RefSeq and is a predicted model, not a curated record. The coding region runs from base 54 to 1316 and encodes 420 amino acids. NCBI's taxonomy places the organism in Eukaryota, Fungi, Mucoromycota, Mucoromycetes, Mucorales, Radiomycetaceae. The transcript has 7 exons.
GCUUGUUUUCUUCUGCGACGUUUUUGUAAUUUCCCCCCACGAAUCUAAUUAGCAUGUUGUCACGCUCAUUUUACCGUGUCGCACCUUUGAUGGUGCCUCGUCUUCACGCACGCACCAUGGCAUCCAAAGCCAGCAGCUUUGUAAAGUAUAACUGGCAAGAUCCCUUGAAUCUCGAGAAACUAUUGACAGAAGAAGAACAACUGGUCAAGGACUCGGCUCGAAACUAUUGUCAGGAGAAGCUUCAACCCAGAGUGUUGGAGGCUUACCGCAACGAAAAGUUUGACAAGGAGAUCCUUGCCGAGAUGGGCGAACUUGGUUUCCUCGGAUCUACCAUUGAUGGCUAUGGAUGUGCUGGUGUAUCCUCUGUCGCUUAUGGUUUGACCGCUCGUGAAGUCGAAUACGUGGAUUCAGGUUACCGAUCGGCCAUGUCUGUUCAGUCAUCGUUGGUCAUGCACCCUAUCAAUGCGUACGGUACUGAAGCUCAGAAGGAAAAGUACCUGCCUGAACUGGCCAAGGGUAACAUUGUGGGUUGUUUCGGUCUCACGGAACCCAAUCACGGUUCCGAUCCUGCCGGCAUGGAAACCACUGCGAAAAAGGUCAACGGACAUUAUGUUUUGAAUGGCAGCAAGACCUGGAUCACCAACUCGCCUAUCGCUGAUGUGUUCAUCGUGUGGGCCAAAAACUUGGACGAAAAUGGCGCUAUCCAAGGUUUCAUUUUGGAAAAGGGUAUGCCCGGAUUAGAAGCCCCAGCUAUCAAGGGCAAGUUCUCGUUACGUGCGUCCAUCACUGGUAUGAUUAUGAUGGACAAUGUCGAAGUCCCAGCCGAGAACCUUUUGCCCAAUGUGAAAGGAUUAAAGGGCCCCUUUGGCUGUCUGAAUAAUGCUCGUUACGGUAUCGCUUGGGGAGCUUUGGGUGCUGCCGAAUUUUGUUUGGCUCAAGCAAGAGAAUAUACGCUGGAACGUAAGCAAUUCGGUCGUCCUUUGGCAGCGAAUCAAUUAAUCCAAAAGAAAUUGGCCGAUGCUAAUACCGAGAUCGCCUUGGGUCUCCAAGCAUGUAUUCAAGUCGGCAGACUAAAGGAUGCCAAUGAGAUCGCCCCGGAAAUGAUUUCACUGAUCAAACGCAACUCCUGCGGCAAAGCACUUCAAAUCGCUCGCGACUGCCGUGACAUGCUCGGUGGCAACGGUAUCUCGGAUGAAUACCACAUCAUUCGUCACGCCGCCAAUUUGGAAGCCGUCAACACUUACGAGGGAACACACGAUAUCCAUGCCCUCAUUCUCGGCAAAGCCAUCACCGGUGUUCCCGCCUUUGCAUCGUAAAUUAUUUUCUUUUUUUUUGCCCCUAAUGAUGAACUUGAAACUCUUUUUCUCAAUAUAAGAGGAAGCAAUAAAUAUCAUACCAUGUCAAAGAUCCAAGGUUUGUCUGUUGCGAUUAGAAAC